Molecule: messenger RNA, 1218 nt
Organism: Penicillium taxi
Lineage: Eukaryota; Fungi; Ascomycota; Eurotiomycetes; Eurotiales; Aspergillaceae
Product: adaptor protein NBP2
Exons: 1
Coding region: 1-1218 (405 amino acids)
Molecular function (GO): protein binding
Source: RefSeq, a predicted model, not a curated record
AUGUCAUCUCCGGCGCCCUCGCCGAACAGCCUCUCCACCAACAGCUUGUCGGUUCUCCCACCCAUCCUCACAGAUGCAACAGUGAAUCAAUCGUCCCGAGCGAAUGAUCGACUUUCCACAUACUCGAACCUCUCAUUCACUACACAGAAUCUCUCGCGCCCAGGCUCCCACGUAUUUCCCAUCUUCCAUUCAAGUCUUCCCUACGCCCUCGUGCGAGACUUUGCCUACCCACCGAUUCACCCUCUGCACUAUGGACCGCCACCCCCAGUCUCCGGGGUCUCCACACCAGUGAGCGAAUAUCGUCGCUUAUCCGACCCACCGACAUCGUGGGAUACCUCACGGGGCCCAUGGGCAGACGCUCCGGCGUGGAACACAGAUAGCAACAGCAUCAGUAUAAGCAACAGUAAUGGGACUCAACAACUUCCCGCUAUGUCAUUUGGAGAUGGUCCUCCAUAUAGUGAAGACGAAGAUUUGCAUAGCCCAGUGGUACUCUCGGCGCGCCAUCGCAAGAGGGCCACUGUCAUCAACUUGAAUGGCAUCGCAGACGAACACAUGGGAGGACCUGGAUUAACAGAGCGUGGCACAUUCGUUGGCUUGAAUCCGGACGGCAGUGAGACAUACUAUGUGAAUGGUGGCGAUGCAAUUGAAGAUGGCCCAGGUGGUGAAUACAUCACAUAUCCACCAAAUGAAGGACAAUUCUCGCACCAAGGAAAUCAGCCAGGAUACGCACCUGAUGGAGAUCUGGAGUCCGAGGAUGAAUAUGUAAGUGGGGAUCGCUACGCAAACGACUACCAAUUCGCUGUUGGCUGUCCUGACGAAGAAAUGCAUGGCAAGGCUGUUGCAUUAUUCGACUUCACCCGAGAGCACGAAAACGAGCUCCCUCUCACCGAGGGCCAGGUGAUCUACAUCUCUUACCGACAUGGACAUGGCUGGUUGGUAGCCGAGGAUCCCAAGACUGGAGAGAACGGACUUGUGCCAGAGGAGUUUGUGCGGCUUCUUCGAGAUAUUGAAGGGGGCCUGACCUCAUUGAAUGGGGAGCCGAAUCCGGAAGCUACUUCCUCCACCAAUAUAACUGAAGACGACCACGCUUCAACACCAACUCAAUAUACUCAGAACGACCAGAACUGCCAAAACGCCAAUCGUGAAACAGCUGAAACCAUGUCUGUUAAGGGUGGUAAUGAGACCAGCUCUAUUGGUCGUUCCACGACCAACACAUGA